Carassius carassius (crucian carp) is the source of this 1792-nucleotide messenger RNA. Its product is annotated as G-protein coupled receptor 183-like. Gene Ontology annotation, molecular function: oxysterol binding; G protein-coupled receptor activity. Gene Ontology annotation, cellular component: membrane. Gene Ontology annotation, biological process: G protein-coupled receptor signaling pathway. The record is from RefSeq and is a predicted model, not a curated record. The transcript has a single exon. Lineage: Eukaryota; Metazoa; Chordata; Actinopteri; Cypriniformes; Cyprinidae. Bases 78 to 1100 code for a protein of 340 amino acids.
UGCAAAUGUUUUGGUAUUUAUUUCCACCUAAACGGUCUUGUUAACAGUUUUGUAUUUGCCCAAAUGGUCUCAGGAACAUGACAGAUCAAACUCCACAACAGACGAUGAAUGACAGCAACACAAACCAGACUUGCAAUGUUUUCAUCUACAAGGAAUCUGCUCAGGUCAUCUUUCCCAUUUUCUAUUUCCUGAUAUUUUUCAUCAGCUUGGCAGGUAACAGCCUGGUCCUCUACAUCACCUGUCAGAAGAAACAAAAGAAGAUGAAUUCUACCACGAUAUAUCUGAUCAACCUGGCCAUCUCCGACACCCUCUUUACCUUGGCUCUUCCCGGCAGGAUCACCUACUAUAUCAGAGGCUUCGACUGGCCUUUUGGUGAUUUCUUUUGCCGGCUAACUGCCAUGAUCUUCUAUAGCAAUACUUAUGCUAGCAUUGCCUUCAUGACCUGCAUCAGUAUAGAUCGAUACCUGGCCAUGCUGCACCGUCAGAGGUGUCAAAGACUGAGGAAAACCAAAGUCGUACGGGGUAUCUGCAUUCUGGUAUGGGUGGUGGUUCUUCUUGAGACGUCCCCUCUGCUCUUCAAAAGCACCCUGGAAUAUAGAUCCAGUCAUCGAACAUGCAUGGAGUUCUCCAAUUUUGAUAGCUACAAGAUGGCAAUAGGUCUUCUGUUCGCGUGCGUCGUCGGGUUUUGCUUUCCACUGGGACUCAUCCUGUGCUGCUACAGUCAGGUCAGCUGCAAGCUCUACAAGACGUCCAAGGAAAACCCAGUGGCCAACAGGUCUGGAAGCAACAGCAGGGCCAAAAAUAUGAUCCUGAUCAUUCUGCUAAGCUUUGUGGUGUGUUUCAGUCCCUACCACAUCAUCAUCAUGCAGUUUGCAGUGAGAAGGCUGUACAAUGUGCCCUCUUGUGAGGAGUUAAAGACUUUGAAAAUGUUCCUGCAGGUAACCGUUGCCAUGAUGAACUUUAACAGCUGCCUUGACCCUAUUAUUUACUUUUUUGCCAUCAAAACAUACAAGAAGAGAGUCAUGAGUCUUUUUAAGAGCUAUAUUUCCAUUCCAGCAUCCUCCAGGAGCAUUCAGGAGAACAGUAGUAGUAAUACAUGAGGGCCAAAAUUUUACAAUGAAAAAUCUGAUGCAAACUGCAGAGGAAAUGUCUGCACACGUGUGGUUGGAUAGCUGUAGACUGCAGAGUUUCCAUACCUUAUAUUUCUUAACAAAUGGCAUUCCAUUUCUUAUUAUUGGUGGUCUUUGAGUCUGUUAUUUUGUUUUAGGAUUUUUGACCACAUUUUGUGUGAAUUUAAGAUAUCUGACAAAUUUUUUUUUUGUGGUCAUUAUAAAUUUGAAUAUAAAUCUAAUAUGAAUUUAUCACUCAUAUGCAUUUAUAACUGAAUAAUGUUAAAUUCUUUGGGUAAUAUAUUUCUUUAAACGAUUAACAUGCUGUUGGACUUUCAUUUUUAAUUUUUUUUUAAUUGGUCAUGUAGUACUGCCAUUAACGUCAAUUCAGAAAAUGAAAUUCAGAGAUUUAAAAUGAACAUUUUAAGACCCACACACACAAAGGUCAAGGAAGCUAGAAGAAAUUCUGAGUAAUAAUGGAUGAUUAGGUAGGUGUAUGAUAAUAUCUGUUGACAUUUCUGUAAGCUGCUGUGUAAAUACUCUGUUUUGCUUUAAAGGCGCUCACAAUGUGUGGGUAACAUUUUGGGCAAUACCUAUAACAGCAUUUUCCAUUUGGGAAUUCAAUGUAACUGUCAGUUGUGCUAAACAGCUUUCUCUGAAUACCAAUUAAAGAGGUUAAUUUA